CCCCCCCACAAGGGAUGCCUUAUCCAAGAGGACUUCGGUUUCUUCUCUUCAUCCUUUGAGUUAUCUUGAUUUUCUUAAGUCUUUUUUGGACUCCACUCGCGGACAACAAGAACUUUACUAUUGGGAAGUUCGACUUCAAGUAAAACAUGUGUUCUACAAGAGAGGAAAGAGAUAACGCUUCACGAGGAUUUGGUCAAGUCACCUUGAUCCUAGCUGAACUUUAGUAUUUUAAUUCCACUCCAACUUUGCAUUGUUCAUAAUUCUUCAAAUCUAAUUCUACAAAAUAAAUUAAUAAAAUAAAAGAAGUGCAAGCUGAGUCACCUUGGGAUACCCCAACCUAAGAAGGACACUAUAAGCCGCCAAGAGAGAAGAGCUUUUAUUUUAGUUGUUGUCUAUUUAGUUUAAUUAUUAUUUUAAUACAAUUUUGGGUUGUAAUUAAAUUAAGAGUUUAAUCAAGAUUUUAAUUUCUGAGUUCUAUUAGAAUUAGACAAGUGAAUGCCUAUAUAAAGGCUUCCCUCCUUCAGUUGUAAUCAUUCAAUCUCAGAUCAAUAAAAAUUAUUCAGUUGUUUACUUUAAACUAUUGCUAAUUGUGAGUGUUCAACCAAGUGAGGUUUCUUUAACCGUCUUGUUGAGUUUAGUAAUUGGAUCAACUUAUCAAGGUGUACUUGUAACGUCCUUCCGUUCCUGUUUUAAUUCCUAAUUACCUUGGUUUACAUUCACAAGUUGAAUGUGGGUUAAGUAAGAAAGAUUUAUUUAAGAAUUUAAGUUAUCUGCAUGCUGAUGUUAUAUGUGGGAUUUUUGAUUGCAUGUGUUGAUCCUAGGUUCCGCAUUAGAAAAUCUAUUGACAGAAAUUUUUAUAUGGGUUAAAAAGAGUCUUUUUGGAGUUCGGUUUGGUUUGGAAAGUCUCCUGAAGUUGUGAUGGAGUUUGGUUUACACUGGAGUUGACCAUUUUGUUUUUGUUCAUCAUUUUGUUGUUGGAAAUUUUUUUGUUAUCAUGUAUGUUGAUGAUAUUGUUAUCGCAUGUGACAAUAAGAAGGGAUUCAAGAGUUCAAGCUUUAAAUUCAAAAUUAAGAAUAAAUAUUUGGAGCCCUUGUGGUACUUGUUUGGUAUUGAGGUAGCUAUAUCAAAAUUGUAAUUUGUUUGUGACAAAAAAUGUGGUAUGGGCUAACAUUAUAUAACCCAAUUGAGACAUUGUAGAAUAGGCUAACCCUCUCUUAAUAUCUUUUUGAGCAAGAGCUAAAGUAACUUCUAAUAAUACUAUUAUUAUACCUAUCAAAGAAAUUAGAUACAUUAUGUAAGGUAUGCCUAUGAAAAGAGGAAGAAGCCAAGCUACAAGAAAAUUCCUGCCGCUACCAUAAUAGCAGCAUGUAUAAGAGCCGAAAUAGGAGUAGGACCUUCCGUCACAUCAGGUAACCAUACAUGAAGUAAAUUUCUGAAUGAGAUAGGGUGUUGGGACCUAAACCAGUUAAUACUCCUCGGCCGCUAAUCUUGAAUUAGGUGCAGAUGGGAGUGAACUGUCGUGUGUUUAACAAUUCAAUUACCUCCUUGUGACACAUCCAGGAAUUUUGUUUCACUGUGAGUUUUAUAAGCCACUUUGUGGAAUCUCCUUGAACUAGUAAUUGAAAUUGGUUGUGCAUCUUAAGAUUUCUUAAUGGUGCAGUUGAGUGGAUUGCUCUAUAGAAUCAUGGGUAUACUUGGAUAUGGGGAUAGAAAAGUUAAUUGAGCUGGUUUUGCUUUUAAUCUUAGAUCUAGCGCUUGCUUUUGUGUCUUUAUGUGUGACAAAAUGGUGUCCUGGAAGAGCAAGAAGCAAACUAUAGUUGACAGAUCUAGUAUUGGGUUCAGGAAAUUGAGCUGUGGCUCAUACUACAUGAGUUGAUUUGAUUGAAAGAUCUAUUUUAUGAAUUUGGUUUUCAUAAUCACAACCAAGCAAUGAUCCAUAUUUCUUAGACACAAUUUUUCAUGAGAAAAUUGAAUAUAUUGAGUUUUUUUUUUUAUUUUUUAUCAUUUUAGUCGAGAAAAGAUUCUAAAAAAAUGUGAUUAAGACCAUUCAUCUGAAGUCAGCAAACUAACUAGCUGAUGUACUUACAAAAUCCUUACAUGUUUGUGUGAAGUUCAAUUGUAAUAAACUUGGUGCAGAUAGUACAUAUGCUCAAGCUUCAAGGGGAGUGCUGCAGUAUAAAUAUCUUUCCUUUUAGUUAUUUUCUUUGUAUGAUCUUUCUUACAAAGUUAAUUUUCUUAUGUAUUGGUUUUCUUUUCUCGGAUACAUAUUCCCAUAAAUAUUAAUAUUUUCUUUUGAACAUAUGUUGAACUUAAAACAUUUGUACAACUUGGUGUAGGAGCCAGUUGUUGCUCUGUUUUUGUUAAUUAGUUUCAGCAAAUGUAGGGUAUAUUUGUGAUUGAUUCACGUGUUGUGCCUUGUAGGCUUGCAUGUGAAGGUAUGUGUUGUAUAAAUAAUAGAUUAACUGCUUUUCUAUUAUGUUAAACAUUUUGGAUUGAUCAUAAUCAAUCAUUUAACAAAAGCAAAUGGAGUCUCAAUUACUACUUUUGACACGAUAAUCGUUUAUUGCGUCCCUGAGUUGAAUUUGGUGCUGCACUGGUGCUCGAGUUCAGCUGCAAAUUUCAAUUUUUUUCUUGACCUUGUAAAUGUAUAUUGUGAUGGCAGUGGUAAGACACUACGUGAUUUCUUGGAGGCCCUUCCCCGGGAAUGGAUUCCUGAAGAUCUGAUGGAAGCACUUGUCAAUAGGGGAGUCCAUCUAUCUCCCACAAUAUUUGAAGUGGGAGAUUGGGUUAAGUUCAAAAGAAGUGUCACGAUGCCAACAUAUGGAUGGCAAGGUGCAAAACAUAAGAGUGUUGGCUUUGUGCAAACUGUUCUGGACAAAGAUAAUCUGAUUGUAUCAUUUUGUUCCGGUGAGGCUCGUGUUUUGGCAAAUGAAGUUUUGAAAGUGAUUCCCCUAGACAGGGGCCAGCAUGUUCAGCUUAAAACAGAUGUCAAAGAGCCAAGGUUUGGUUGGCGAGGUCAAUCACGUGACAGUGUUGGUACUGUUUUGUGUGUUGAUGAUGAUGGGAUUCUGCGAGUUGGGUUUCCUGGAGCAUCCAGAGGUUGGAAAGCUGAUCCUGCAGAAAUGGAAAGAGUUGAGGAGUUCAAGGUUGGAGACUGGGUUCGUAUCCGCCCAUCUCUUACAUCAGCAAAGCAUGGUUUACGAUCUGUAACGCCAGGGAGUAUUGGUAUAGUGUAUUGUAUCAGACCAGAUAGUAGUCUCUUGUUGGAAAUAAGCUAUCUUCCAAAUCCAUGGCACUGCGAACCAGAGGAGGUUGAGCCUGUUACCCCUUUCAGGUACAGAGAAUCUUGUUAA
Messenger RNA from Carica papaya (papaya), 3353 nucleotides. The record is from RefSeq and is a predicted model, not a curated record. Lineage: Eukaryota; Viridiplantae; Streptophyta; Magnoliopsida; Brassicales; Caricaceae.